GCUUCCGGGACGGUGCUGCGGGCCCUUCCCACCCCCGCCAGGGGAAGGGGGCAAAAAGUUUUCAGACCUUCAUACUACAUCAGAAGAAAAAAGGAAACCAACAAGAUACCACCCCCGUUUCCUCCCCUUUGCAUGUUACUCAUAACCUUACGGUAGGGUCGUGCACCGGCAACUGGGGCAGCCAUGGAGAAGAGUGGGAACAUUCAGCUGGAGAUUCCUGACUUCAGUAACUCUGUCCUGAGCCACCUGAAUCAGUUACGCAUGCAAGGUCGCCUGUGUGACAUCGUGGUCAACGUGCAGGGGCAAGCUUUCCGCGCUCACAAGGUGGUGCUGGCUGCCAGCUCGCCCUACUUCCGUGACCACAUGUCCUUGAACGAAAUGAGCACCGUUUCCAUUUCUGUCAUCAAGAACCCUUCUGUUUUCGAGCAGCUCCUUUCCUUUUGUUACACCGGUAGGAUAUGUCUGCAGCUGGCUGACAUCAUCAGUUACCUAACGGCCGCCAGUUUCUUGCAGAUGCAGCACAUCAUAGACAAAUGCACGCAGAUUCUUGAGGGAAUUCAUUUCAAAAUUAAUGUGGCAGAGGUGGAAGCAGAAUUGAGCCAGACCAGGACAAAGCAUCAGGAGAGACCACCGGAGUCUCACCGGGUGACGCCAAAUCUAAACCGUUCUCUGAGCCCACGUCACAACACCCCCAAGGGGAGUCGCCUGGGCCAGGUUAGCACGGUGCUGGACAUUCGGGAGCUCAGCCCGCCCGAGGAGUCCACAAGCCCCCAGAUAAUCGAGCAGAGUUCGGAUGUGGAAAGCAGGGAGCCCAUACUACGGAUUAACAGAGCGGGACAGUGGUACGUUGAGACGGGCAUGGGAGACCGCGGGGGACGGAACGACGAUGACGUCCGCGUACUGGGAGGAGUACGCAUUAAAACGGAGAACCUGGAGGAGUGGCUCGGGGCAGAGCAUCAGCCAUCAGGAGAAGAUGGGAGCAGCGCUGAGGAGGUCACUGCUAUGGUGAUCGACACCACGGGCCACGGAUCGAUGGGCCAAGAGGCUUACACGUUAGGAUCCUCCGGGGCCAAAGUGGUCAGGCCAACCAGCAGUGAGAUUGACAGAUUUAGCCCUUCUGGCAGCAUGGUUGCUGUGACUGAGCGGUACAGAUCAAAAAGCGAAUCUCCCGGGCGGAUGGAUGAGCCCAAGCAGCCCAGUUCCCAGGGGGAGGAAUCGGCCAUGCUUGGUGUGAGCGGUUACGUGGAAUAUCUCCGGGAACAGGAGGUUUCAGAGCGCUGGUUCCGGUACAACCCACGGCUCACUUGUAUUUACUGCGCCAAAUCCUUCAACCAGAAAGGCAGCCUGGACCGACACAUGCGUCUCCACAUGGGUAUCACGCCUUUUGUCUGCCGCAUGUGUGGGAAGAAGUACACCCGCAAGGAUCAGCUGGAGUAUCACAUCCGCAAGCACACAGGCAACAAGCCCUUCCAUUGCCACGUCUGUGGCAAAAGCUUCCCUUUCCAGGCUAUCCUCAACCAGCACUUUCGCAAGAACCACCCCGGCUGUAUGCCUCUGGAGGGGCCUCACAGCAUCUCCCCCGAGACCACCGUCACGUCUCGGGGGCAGGCGGAGGAAGAAUCUCCUCCGCAGGAGGAGGCUGUCGCUGUGGGGGAGACGGCACAGGGAUCUGUGUCCACGACUGGGCCAGAUUGAAACACGGCUGCAGAGUCUGGGGAGAAAGGACUGUCUUCCCGUUUUUGGCUCUAAAGAGUCAGCACCAACCUGGCAGGCUGGUACUGUAAUUAGUGCAAUGCCACCACUGGACAGAAAGAAGCUCCCAAGAUGUUGCCAAAAUUGCAAAAUCUUUCUCUCUCUCUCUCUCUUUCUUUCUCUUACACACCCCCACACACACACGUAGAGUGUUAAACGUUUUUCUCCCUUAUUCCUCCUCCUCUUGGAGAAAAACAAAACAACUGUGUCAAUCAACUUCUUAUUCAGGGAUCGACAGGAUUUUAAAUUUUUUUAAUGUUCCGUAGCAAUCUGGGACGAGCAGUCAUUUGUAUUUCUCGACAGCGUUUUGGCCCAGCAGCUGGGUCCCGCCGUGCAGCCCCGGUGAGCCUAGCCUGCGGGGCUGCUCCUCGCCAUAUCUGCUGGUCCAGCUGAAGGGGAGAGCAGGGACAAGGUGCCGUUGCCUUUUUCCCUUCCCCAGGUAGUUGCCACGUUAAAGAAAACAAAAAGACUGUCCUGGUGGAACCUGCCUUGCCCAAGUGUAUUUAUCCCUGUCUUAUUUUUGGUGUGUCUCUUUUUACCUUUUUACUUAAACUAUUACUUUAGGGCUUUUGGCUUGCCCGUUCCAGGCAUGCAGCCUCAACGCCCCUUGUUAAAAGCGGGCAUGGCUAUAAAGCGGUAUUCUAGAGGUCAGCAAAAUCUGAAGCGAAAUUUAGCAGCUGUGAGGUUUGUGUUAGACUCUGAUGCGUUGGGAGAAGGGUUGGAGGGGCCUUUCGGAGGAGGUUGUCCUUUGCUGUUGCUGAUCUGGAGAGUUCAGAGCACUGUGACGUCCUGACCGGUGCGCUGCCGUGCUUCGGGUGUUGCCGAGCAUUAGGAAGAGUUUUUCUAGACUGGCUGAAUUGCGGAGUUAGAGGCUGGCUACCAAAGUCGUCCUUCACCCCUACUCCCCCCUCGACACGCACUUGAUCUUUUAUAACAGCAAUAUGGGAUACUGAAAUACUAUCGUCCCAGCCGAGCAAUCGUGGGUGGUUGCUUUUAAACGUGUUUCUACAAACUAGUUUGAUAACUUUUUUAUCAAUGAAAUGCAAAAAGAAAAGAAAACCCUACUUUAUUUCCUCGUAAUGGUUCAGGAAACUUAAAAGUGAAUGGUUCCUAGAGCAAUCACAACUCUGUCCCCUUGCAUGGACUUAAAACUUUUGUAUUCUAAGCAGCUCUGAUGUUUAGAGCAAGUUUAGCAAACCCGGAGAGACAUGCCUGCGUUGUGUAUUGUAGGUGUUUGCACGUGCUUACGUGUUUCAUAAACGGAGAAGCAUGGGACAGGUAGAUAAGUGCAAAUAUCUUGACAUCUUUUGAAGAAGUCUUUUAAAAAAAAUAUGCAAUACUUUAAGAGUUUUCUCUGGUUCUGAUGCUGAGUUGUUUGCGAUGGAGGGGGAAAACGAACGACAGGUCGCGCAGAUUGGGUUUGGGAGAGGACGUUUGGUUGAAGGAGUUCUCUUGAGGAUGUAUAACGUGUACGAUAAGGAAGGAUGAAGUUCUGAUCCUUAAGGUGAUGGGAGGAACAAGGAGACGCUGAAAAAGGAAUACGCUUCCUCUUGCUUCGGCAAAGAAAGCCAGGCAAGCGGUUAGAGCAUGGGCUUGGCGGGCGGGAGACUGACCAAGUGAAAGUAAAGCUUGGCCCGCAGUCUGACUGCACAAUUUUGGGCACAUGGAAACAUCUCCAAACACCUGCAAACGGGGACUCGGGAUCAUUUUCCUGCCCCUUUAGAGGGAAGAAUUUGGAGAAGGGUGAUGUAUUCUUGCCUCGCUUUAUAUAUUUUUCUCUUUUAUAAGUGAGAGGUCCCACUGUUCCUCCCAUGUCUCUCUCAAAAAAGCAGACGUGGCUCUAAUGGUGGGGUUUUUUGGGGCGGCGGGUGGGAAGGGAACGGCUUGGUGCCAGGAUCACGUGUAACGGGGAUGUGCUCCUAAGAGAGGAACCUUUGCAGGUGUUCUGAGCCGGGCACCUGCAAAGUACAAUUUCAUUGAUCAUUUCAAACAGGAAAACUGAUAUUUCACCUCCGUUUUCCUUCUGUCCCUUCUUCCUCCUCUCCUGUCAAGUGCAUCGUCACACAGUGAAUGAUUUUCUAAGCGGCCGCCCGAGGGACCAGCCCCGUUGGGUUUCCGAUCGCAGGAUCGUACCGACACAGUAAGGUUGCCAGAGAGCAGUCGCAGAAAAUGAGAGAUAAGAGGGUGGCUAAGGUAGGUUUCGUUGCAAUCGAGGUGUGGGGAGGAGUGGAGAUGUGCAGAGUAUGCUGCUUUAGUCAUAGCUUUUGAAGUUACCAAAAAUCAAAAAGAAAAAAAAGUUAAAAACUUUGAAAUCCUAUCCUGUUCACACUAGAGAGCAUCAAAAGUUACUUUUAGUUGCUUAAAAGAUUUUUAAGUGUUUUAAAAUAGAACUUUUAAAAGAAUACUACCAAACUAUAAAAACAUAAAAUUAUUUAUAUACAUAUAUUAUAUAUAAAUAUAGUGGGAAAGUUUCCCUGCUAAGCUUGCUGUGAAGAGAAGGGUGAAGGUGCAGUAACUGCUAUACAAGCAACAUUUUUCUGAAACAGAUGGCAACCGAUCCGUCAAAGCGUAGUGAUGAAGGGCUGACAUAAAAUGGUGAAUGCCUUUAUUCGUCUGGCAUAGCUGUGAGUUUCCCGAGCAGGUUUUUGGUUUACUGUAUCGAUACUGUGAACGGAGGAGCAUCCUAACAGCCCAGGAUGCCACAGCGGUGCGUCCUGUUUUGCUGAUUCACUACUUUCAAUUGGCCUGGUGAAAACCGUGAUAUUGGUCCUUCGUAUCGUACUAGGCUAGUCUGAAAACAAAGCUUGUGAAAGGUUUUUAUUUUUUUCCUCUUUUAUGUUUGGUUUGUUGUUCGGGGUUUUUUUGGGGUUGGUUUUUUUUUGGGUUUUUUUUUUUUUUUGGUGCAGAGGUUGCCACUGUAUAAACGAUCAUUUCUGAUUGCAUGCAAAAGAGCCGAUAUUCUUGCCCGGGCCUCGCUGAGGUGAAGUUUAUAGCUUGUAGCUAGAGUCAGUAUAAGGUAUGGUAGCGGGAAUCAUUUUAAUAUUAUUUCUGUACAUUUAAUGGAUGUGUAUGUGUAUGUAUGUGUGGGAAUCAUGGUGUCUCUAAUGUUUUCUUGAACAGUGCUGAAAGCAGUUUAGGCCCAUCCGCGCUGGAAGAUGGAACCAGUUCAGAAGGAAUCGUUUAUUAAACUUUUCCUUCAGUGGUUGACUUCUUCAGUGCAGAUAAGGCCAAGGUUCGAGAAAAAAGGGGUUGGAGGUCAUAUACGGUAUGGAAAAACCUCAUGUGAAUUUUCCGGCGGUGGUGUAGCUACUCGGAGCUGCUUUCCAUAGCAGAAUGAUACCAUCUUUCGUUGCCUCUCGUGUAAAUCUUUACGGUUGCACCGAAGCUGUGGAGAAUCAGAUGCCAACUUUCCAAGUGCGAAUGCUUCUGUGAUGGGUUGAGGCACGGCUUUACGUUUCCACGUCUAGCUGCAGCUUUUUCCCCUCUGCCAAAACUGAUUUCAACUGUGAUUUAAGGAGGAUGUGAAGAGAACUCUGUCAUGUUUUAAUACCUCUGUACGUAACGUUUCUGUCCGCUUCAGAGUUAGGGCUUACUAACGCGUUUGUUUGCUUGCCUCAGGGCAACAGGGGGAACACGCUCUGUUUCUGCAGUUUUCUUUCUCGGAGGGGGAACACGUUUCUUAGUUCUCUGCUGCGGCAGAGAAACCUUCCAAAUGUGAAGUGUUGCGGUUAUCUCCUUGAGCCUGCAGAAAGCCCCGGUGCCAAGUCACAGCAGAGUGACGUGACGGUUGCCGUGGCCGUUCCCUGCUGCUGCCAGGUUCCCUGUGAAUAGCUGUGAAAAUAACAAGAAUUGUGUUAAUACUGUGCUGCUGCUUUGGGGAAAAGCUAAACUUCUUCCUCUCAGGAGGAUGACCGAUAUGAAGCUGGGAGAGCGGAAAAGCAGAAGGUCUUUUUUGCUCUCUUGCAGUGGGAGUAUGUGAAAGCAAACCGUGCUUCUUAUUUCCAGCAGCCAGAUAGAGAGGGAUGAAUGAGGAGGCUUUGUGAAAUGUGAAUUUAUAACAGGAGGCUGAGGACACGCGUAGAGCCCCUUAAUAAGAUCCAGGGAUAUCAGCCUGGUGGGAGUCAGAGCAGCCGAUGCAGGUGGGCAAUCCCUCGCUUGUCCUCCCAGCGUUGUCCGGCCGUCAGGUUCAGUCCUUUGACUUACCUACAUCUUCUCUACAAUAUUUUCAAGCUGUGAUCUGUAUAAUUUAACUCUCAGAAGUUUGGGUGGCUGAAGGGCAGGAAGAAUAGAAAGCGUUUUGUGUCUCUGCUGCUGUGUUAAAUCCAGCCGAGGACGGUAGCGACUGACUGUUCCCAUCUGACAGCUGUUCAGGGCUGGAAUUGCGUUUGGAACAAGCUGUGGUCUUGCUGAAAAGCGUAGUGGGGCGGGCUUGGUGGGGAGGGCACGGAGUCAGGAUAUCAGCCCUUGGCGAGAUCGAGUUUGAAAUAAACGGACGGCACAGAUCUCCUUGCUUGUCCUGCUCUUGUUUUGUGACAGCUAGGUUACUUUGUUUUCCAGGGCAGGCCGUCCCAUGCCUCUACGCAGUAGUAAUGUCACUUAAAAGCGUGAUACCAAGUCCAGUAAAUAAUUCUGAGCAGCCCAGUCUUCAAGCAGAGUCCUGCUGCUGCCUCUGGGUGAUUCAACCCUAACAAAGCAUUUGCAAGAGCAGAGUUGUAGCUUUUAUUUGCUGCUGACUUCAUCUCUCCUGCAGAACCCAAUGUAUAAAUAGAAGGACAGCUGAAAAGGUGUGGUUUAUUUGGGCGGAAGUAAGUUUGUGAGGUAGACUGAGUCACGCAUCUUUAAAACCAACAAAGAAAUCAGCACUCCUUAAACUUAUUAUUUACAGUUUAUAAAAUUCUCCUCUUCUGUCUGGGACAUGCCCGCCAGUUUAGCCAUACCAGCAUCCAAAUGUUUCUGCAAAUUAGUGACACCAAAUGCUGUUCUUGCUCUCCUGGAAAUAUUUUGGGGAUGGGAGAAGUCAAGGAGCUGUAAUUCAGGAAACUUCUAAUUUUCAUCAAGGUUUGGGCUCCGAGUUUCCCCUGGGAGCUGAGCCUGUAGCCAGGACUGCAGUGGGAAAGUCUGGAGUCUUUCGAUGGAGCUGCCGCCGACGUAGCCUCGUCUGGCAAUAACGAUAUUCUCAGAGAUGAGCAUUACUCGAUGCAUGCACAGAGCUUUGACGUCUUCAGUGGAAGGUCCUAAAGAGGAGCUAAGGAUCAUUGUCAUUCAAAGGGUAUUUUGAUAUAAAAUACAUACAUAUAUAUGUAUGUACAUUUUUUUAUAUAUAUAUAUAUUUGUAACCAAAUAAAAGCUAGAACUAUGCAAACACUACUGGCUGCUGCUUGAAACUAAUGUCUACCAGAACAUUUUGAGUAGAUGUGGAGUAGAUUUAUUGGGUUUUUUUGUUUGUUUUUUAACUAAUAUGCAGCAGGCCAAAGUUUUGCUGCAGUUAGUCUUACCAGAAACUUAGGUUAGUCCUAAUCUGGAACCCACUCAAGUGGGUUAUAAAAUUAUCUGAAGAGUCCUACCAUCUCUAAAAUAUUUCAUCUACCUUGGUGUUAUUGCUGAAAGGCUUUCUUUUGCGAAACAGGAAAACACAGAGGCUGGGACUAGGAGAGGUUGCAUGUGAGGUUUGGGACGAUAGAAGAACAGGAGAAUCAAGGAAGGACUGGGAGCAUUUUCUUUUGGACGUAGGAUUGAGUUGACUUCAAGGAAUCUUCCUACUUGUGAAAAUGUCCGUCGCUGAGACGGAGACAGUGAAGCAUCACCGGGCCAAAUUCUGGUCCUGGUGGAGGUAUUGGAAAUCCUCCCGCUGAAUCUGAUGGUACUGGAGUUUAGUCUGCUGGGAGAAAUUUCAUGUGGUUUCUACCGUUUCUUUAUGUCAGAACCGAUCUUUGCUUUUAGGAUUAACUAAAAUACAUCCAACUGUAAUCUUCAGUGACCUUUGACUUUUUUAUUCCUGGGGACUAUAGAAAAUUCAGGUUUCCUAUAACAUUAUCCUCAUCCCAACUGUGAACAUGUUACUACUGCUUCUUAUAAUUUAUUGUCUUUCUGUUCCUGAAUGUCUGUGUGAUCCAGCUGUUCACCAGCACCACCUUCCAGUGCUUCAUUAGCUUUUAUGCACAGGGAAUUGUUGCAAUGGAUAAGUUGACCACGCUAGUUGGAAGAGUAGAAGCCUUUGGAGAAUGACUUUUGCUUCCUCUAGCUGUCAUUAGGGAGUGCACACACACAUACCUGUAUAUACAUAUAUAUGGAUACAUAUAUAAAGUGUUUCAAUAUAAACUCAUUUAGCAUUAAUCUUAUUUAAUUUAUAUUUUAAUCCAGUUGUAAACCAAAGUAUUACAGCUUGUGAAAUGACGCGUCUCGGAAAUAGGAGGAACCUUUUUAGACGGGAGCUGUGAAAGUUCUUUGCUGACAAAAACGCGGAUACGAAUAAGACUUAAGACCUUGUGCUGGUGAAUCCCAGAGAUUUGCAGCCUUGGAAGGACUGAAGACUUGCUGGGUAAAGUCUGACAGUGGGGAGGCAGUGCGGGUUACCAUUUUAAAACACUGUUGGGUUUUUUUUUUUCCUUAUCCCGUAUAAGUUGGUAUUGGAGGAAUUGCUACAAGAGCAGCACAGCGGGGCGUCUGAUGGAGUUGAGGUGCGUGGUUAAAGCUAAGAGGGCGAUGUCAGAUAGCGCUGUUUGCUUCUGGCGUCUUCUGUUCACAGGUCUGGAUUGAGGUGUGCUGUGUUCAGCUCUGGGCAUCUCAGUACUGCCUUGUCGAACGACCCUGCAGGGAGCUGCUCGGUUGAUGGUUUGAAUUAGCGCUUUAAAAACGUGGCUCGGAAGUGUUGCUGCUGCUGGACUAUUCCAACAGAAUCACUUUGGAGUCUCUGCCACCCUGCUGGUCACAAAACCUGGGGCUUCUGCCCUGCCUCUUGGAUUGGGACGCUUUGAGGAAGCACAAGGACUCGCCUACUAGAAUGCCUUGAGGAAAUUUCCCUGCAAGGGACAAUGAGGCAGGAAUUUAGGCGCGGAUUUGCUGUAUAUGCUGUAACAUGGAUCUAAAGUGAUUCCACAUGGUCUUCUGCCUGACCCCUUCCUUGUAAACGCAGGGUUUGGAUGAAUUUUUGUAAACAGGCGUCUGAAAGACGGGACGGGGUGUCUCAGUGCUGGCACUGGUUCUGCCGGCGUCCCUUUUGGCUUGCUGUUUCUUGCUGUGGUAUCUAAUAAGGGUUGGAGCUGAGAGGUGUUAGUUGAGAUGGAGUACAGCUGCCACCGGACCGGGUGCUCCUGGGCUUUGGCUCAUCUGUGCUGUCAGAGCGAUGAAAGCAGCCCUGGAGGGGGGAUUCAGGGCCUUCUGGAGGCUUGGAAAUGGCAAUGGUUUUCAUGGUACUUAACAGUUUUGUAGGGAAACAAGUAUGUUCUGGCAAGGCUAGAAAUAAAAGAGAAGACAGCAAAUCAGACUGUAGUCUGGCACAACUGGGAGCUGGGAGAGGAAGCCAUGAGAACAGCCACUAAUGUAUUUAGUGUCUAAUUUACAGUUUUAGAGAAUCAGUCUUUGCUGGUUGGGUUGGUUUUUUAGUAUCUUUUGUGGAGGUGCAUGUUCUGCUGUCUAGGAAGAAGAAAUGAGUUCAAAGAUAAAAUCUUGCUGAUUCUUCUGUGCCGGGGAGUAAUUGCCUUUCCAAGGAAUUAGCAAGCGCUAUGAACAAAUUCACCUCUAACAAUCUCCCGCAGACUUGGCAGCGGCUGUGCUUCCUCUUGCUCUUCUGUUCAGCCCACACGCUAGAGCCUCUUUUUAUAGAGGCUUUCCCUGCGUCCCUUACGUUGAGCAGGGUGAUGGUCCACCUACCCUUGUUAAUCGAGGAAGUUCAUUUAAUACUCCUCAGCAGGAUUAGCGCAUACUCGCAGCUCGUGGUAUAUCAAGCACUCUGCCAGCCGUACGCAGUACAAUUUUUAGCUACUAGCUCUGGCAAAUAUAAAAAGACUGUAAGGUAAUCUAUUUGUAUUAUUGAGUACAGACCCCUUCUGUGCCGUGUGCUGUACCAGCGCGUAGGAACAUCAUCUGUCACAUCAAAUUCCUUUUGGCUGAGGCGUCCCGUAAGCGACCUCAGUGCGAAGGUGCUUCUCAGGGCAGCUGUCGGGAGAAACUGGUCUGAUAGCAGCAGCAGAUCCUGUCUGGCUGCUGUGUCACAUAGUGGUCGCUCUGAUAAAGCAGGCAAAAGAAAAAGGGAAAGCAGGUCAGGAGAAGAGAGGUCCCUCAGACCAAGCACUGGCUGCUAAUUGGGCAGAAGAGUUAUUUGAUUGAGAUGGUGAUCUGUGUGUGGAAUUUCCGUCUUUUUUUUUUUUUUUGUUCAAAUAACUUUUAACAACAUAUAUUUUGUUUUGUUUUGUUUUUUACAAAGAGGUAGUCCUUUCCACUGAAAGCUUCCCAAGUCGAUUAUUAAGUAGCACUGGCAUCAGUAAGCUGCAUCCAGUGACUCCUCGGUGUUCGGUGGGUUGGUGACAACAUGUAAGCCGGAGGCCUUGGGCGAGGGGGUUGUGAAUGCAUGCUGCUGGCUGUCUUUCCCUAUAACCAAUUUUUAAGGCUUUGGGACACGGACCAAAAAUGCUUCUUUGUGUUUUACAGCUUUAGUUCUUUUCAUAGAAAUGCUGACAAAUCUUAGCUCCCUCCCCAAUUAUUUUUAUGUUCUGUUUAGUUAAAUUCUCAUCUGGCAUCAGUCCGUGAUCUAAGAACAAUUUCUACAACAGCCACGGAUAGGACUUUGUAGGAGAUGACAGGAGGCUUAAAACCUGUGGCUGUCGGAGUUGAUGUUUGCAACGUGGGGUUUUUUUACUGCCGUAGAAGUGGGGUUAGCAGGAGGGUCGAGGAAGGGUCGAGCCGGUCUCUGUCGCAGCAUGGAUCGAGUCUCUGGGCAUCGGUGCCUGCUUGCUGAGGUCUUCGAGGUUAGAGGCGCAGAUGGGAUUUUUCUUCCGAGAUUUUCCUCUUGGCUUCCUGUUGCGCGAGUGCUUCAGCUCCCCGCGUCGGUAGUGAGCAACAGACUCUGCUUCCUUCAGCAUCAGGACAUGGUCAGCAUUGAGGCCACGUGGUGGGAGCCGGGGGGGGGCGAAUUUAGGAAGGGAAUUGUGCACCAAAAAGUUGAACUUGUCAAAGGCUUUUGAGAAUGAGGGGUUAAACCUGCUUUUGUCAGGGUGACCGAGUAGGCCUGGGGGUUUGGGCUGUUAACGUGUAUUCAGAUUCUUGUUUUUGCAGGGUGAGAUGGGCCAUUUCAGAAAUCUGGGCAAGGAAAAGUGGUAGCGUUUGAACCUCGUGUUCUCAUUCCAGGUUUCCACGGAGAACUGCACCAGGUACGUGGAUGCCAUCGAUGGGGCGAGGGGGAAGUUGUGCAGCAUCGUGCUACGUGGCUGGGAGCGUGUGUCCGUGUUACGUCAGGGGGGUGCCGGGUGCCCUGUGCCAGAGACGACCCAGGUAAAUGGGCACCUUUUGAAACCAAUCGGAUGGUGCGGUGUUCCCCAAAAGUGGUCUUAGCUUCGCCCAUCAAGCCUGCAGGGUGAUGUACCCUGCUAUCAGCACAAUUAUCCGUUUAGCAUGCCACGUACAUUUGUCUUUAUAUAUUGACUGACAAGCUCAGAGUUUUCUGAUGAGCUGGUGAUUAGUGUACGAGGGUGUUUCCUCGCAGAAAGCGGCACAGGAAGGGAGGGAGAGCGAGGUGGGAUUUGUGCCCCAGCUGGAGCUCAGGCCUUCUAGCCCUGGGCACGGAGAGCUCAGGUCCUGUUGCCUGUCAUGCAGGGAAGGGGCUCAGGUGGGUGGUUUUUCUUCUCUGCUAGAGGGAAGCUAUCAUGUCUGCUAGAAAAAAACCCUGCAUUCUUGUUAGGAAACCAGUUAUAGGACUGCUUAUAUGCCAGCAGCAGAAUAAUGAACAGAAUAAUUCUUUUCAUUAACAAAAAAAAAAGUGUUAAUUCUAAUCUGGUGACAGUGACUUGCUUAGAUUUAGAUCACACCUCUUACAAAGCCAGUUUUAUUUCCCCACUUUAGAAGUGGUGGCAAAUCUCCCUCCAGCCGCAGGCUCGUUGCAGUCUGUAAAUGGGAAGAGGCCCUUUCCCCGUCUGCUGCCAAGCACUGUAAAAAGAUUCAGCCCACAAAGCAAUUGAAAACAGCAGCACUUCCACCCUGCAGAUAGUUUGCCUACGUUAGCCAAAAUUUCUUUAGAUAGCCAGGGCCCCGCCAUCUGGCUCUUCCUAGCCUGAGCCAGUUGUUGUAGCGAGGAGAGCAUCUGCAAAGCACGAGCAGAAACGGCGAGGAAAGGAGGUUGGCAUAGCGGGGAGGAGGGAGACACCCAAAAUAAGAAGGCGGCUCCUCUGUUUUCAGCGCUGGCUGGGGCUGUUGGCACUGGAAACCAACAGGAGGUGUUGGGGAGAAUAGGUGAAACAACAGCAAAGCGUCAUCGGGAUGAGGCGUGCGUGUGUGUCUAGCACGUUGUGGAUGCUGCGGGCAGGGAAAUGCUGGUUGUAGAACCUGCGUGUGUUCAGCAGCGUGCAGGAAACCCUGCUGUCUUGGGAGAUGGGCGUGCAGAGAUGCCUGUACCCUGUCCUAAAAUGUUAGAGCUGAGCAUCGCCAGUGUUCUCCGCCCUGGAGCUGUGAAUGGUAACGAAGGAAGAUGAGUCAGGCCCUAGCGGAGGCAAAUUUGUGUGCAGAUUUCAGAGAUUCCCUUUGAAGGAACUGGAGGGCAGCAAGUAAAGGCUGGACAGGGGCAGUACCAGAUGUCAAAGUGCCAUUUUCUGGAUGUUGGGUUUUCUGGCAUGUGUUUAAGCUGUUGAAGACUGAAGUUUGCUUUCCUUUCAGUACUCUCUCCUUCACCUAUUUCAUUUCUUCUAUUUAAACUCAGCAGCCAAGGGGAGGGUGCAGAGAAGACGGAGCCAAACUCUUCUCCGAGGUGCACAGUGGAAGGAGGAGCAGCGGUAGGCAGAAGUUUACACAAGGGAGAUUCAGGUUAGGUUUUUUCACCGUGAGUACAGCCAAGCGGUAUUGGAACAGCUUGUCCAGAGAGGCUGUGAGAUCUCCAUCCUAGGAGAUACUCCAAACUCGACGGGGCAAGACCCCUGGAGUAUAAAAUAUUGCCCCACUGCAUGCUGCGCUGCGUAAUACAGAACAAGGUCUGGGGAGGUUUAUCCUACCAGUGCAUUUCCAGGUAGGACAGUUUUAUUUUUUGUUUCAUUUGUCAGUGAUUGAUCCAUGAAAUAGCAUCUUGCCUGCCACGGUCUGUGGAGAGGUCCAGCUGCUCCCCAAGUGCGAGUGCAGCCUCCAGGUUCCUGUUUCCAUUAGACUACGCCAAGCUGUAUUUUUGUUACUUUUUUUUUUUUAGUAUUAUAUAAAACCAGGCAGCUUUAAUGGGCUUCCUAGUUCAUAUCAGUUAAGCUUUUGAAACAUAUUCAGGUAUCUUUUAAAUACUGCUGUGUAAGUUCCUUGUUUAAUCUGACAUAUUCUGAUUUAUUCUUUUACUGCAGUUAUCUAAGGCAGUACUUUAAAAAAACCCCCACACAACAGUGCAUUAAUGAUUUUGCAGACUGUCAGCUAUGUUAAGCCUCCAGCUUUACUUAGUGUUUGUAAAUGUACUUACCCCUUCCCCCUCAGAUCUACGGUUAAAUGUCUUCAUUAUUUUUAUAUUGCAGUGAAGCUUAUUUAUUUAAACCUUCCCCUUUACGGUCAGACCCAAUACCAUUGGCUAUGAAACUGUGAAACUAAUUAGAAAUGAAAAAUGAAGCUAGAUUGGUUAGUUUUACUACUGGUUGUAAAAUACAGAAAGUAGCAGCAUAAAAGAAGAAAAGUAGAAUUGGAAUUACUCGGUCUGGGGCAGGGGAAGGAAUGGCAAAGCUAUGGCUGAGAAACUUCUUGGAAAUGAGUUAUAACCUGAUGAUGUUACUUCACCAGUUCCCCAUUUGCCAAGUUGAAAAGCUGCGUCUCGAGACCGAGAGGUGCGUCCGGGGUCCCUUCAUUCACCUACGUGUCUAGGGCAUUGGUUCGACAGGGGAGUUUGUGCUCCCGUGAUGCUAUUUUCUCAGAGUUUAUGUGCUGAAGUAAACUCAAUGGAUUACUGUGAAGCUUUUAUUUAAUAUUCCAUUGCAUGUAAAUUGGUAGAAUUAACACAGGUGAGGAGGAGGAAGGUGCCGUUUUGUCGCGGAGGGUGGCAGCUGCAGGUUACACUAACAAAAGGCGGACAGUGCAAUUCUCCCCAGAGCAGCUUUGAUUUUGGCAAGGAGCGAAGCCUCGUCACCCCUGCGACUGUCCCUUACCCACGGGUGCUUUCAGUCGGCCAGAACCAACAUGAAUUAGUCCUGAGUUUGCUCCGUAAAAACACAGGGAUGGGGUUUUGUUCGCGCAGGCUGUUGUGGGUGCGUGCGGUUACAGGCUGAGGGCAAACUGGAUCUCCGAGGGAGAUCCAGGGAAUGGUUCCGUAGGUGCGCAGGGACUUUUCUCAAGCGUUAGAAGGUUUCCAAAGCCAGGGUUAUGCUGUUGGGGAAAGCAACCGCCCAGCUGGAGUGCGAGUGCAUUUGGGACGGAGAGCAGAAUUUUGUCAUGCCCUUUGCUUAAGACUAAUUCCUUUUGGCUCCCCUAAAGCGCUUGCCUGGGCAGGGCUGCGCUGUCACGGGGCAAAGCAACUGUGAGAAAUAUUUUGAAGUGAAGGGAGAGCGUUGUCAUACAAAUAACGUACGUUUCUUUUGUGUUUGCGUAUGUAAAAUUGCUGACAGUUAGGACAGGCCAAGGGGUGCAAGAGUAAUCCUUCUUGGUGGCAAACCAGGGACUUUUCUGAAUAAGCUCUUUUAAAAGCUGAGUUAGGAAGAGAAUAAUAUGCAGCCGUACGUUCUUGCGGUAAACGUAGUCCUACACUUAGAGGGAGGGUUAGCGCAGGGAAAGAGAAGACAGAAUCAGAGAAGUGAAAGCAAGCUUGCGGAAAUGAAAGCAAGCUGUUCAAAGUACUGCUUUUGUCCGAAAAGGGAAGGGAACAAAGGUGGUUUUCCCCUAAGCCUCUGGUAUCUCGUACACUAGCUGAAGUUCUGGGGAGCUAUGCCCCGUUUGUCUCCGAAGCUGCCCUCUGCCCCUUCCUUUCCCCGGCGUCACCCCACCUUUCCUGGACAACACUGUGAAUGUGACGCCGGUGGCUCUUUUUAACAUUUCCAUUCAAACUGCUCAGAGCACGAAAUGCUGUCACGUGGUGACGCCGUAGCAGACGAGCUGUGACCGAAGGCCCUGUUCAGCGGAACGGUAACCCCCAAACAGGGACAUUGAUGAUCGAGCGCUUCCUUGCGGAGCAGCGGAAGAGUAUUGUAACAGGAGCGAACAAUGUAAGUGGCUUCUUAUAGCGAUUUGCUAAUCAAAUUUGAUUUCGUAAUGAAGUAAAACUGACAAUCAAUUUCUAAAAUAGAAAAGCCUCUUAGAGGGAAUAGUCAAGCAUGUCUUCAACAGAAAGAUUUAACUGGGAUAACUUUUAAUAAAGAGCACAGGAUUUUUUUUUUCUUUUUUUUCCUCUUUUUUUUUUUUUUUGAGCAAUCACUCCAGAAAUUGAGUUGCGUUAAGCAGCAGAAGAUUCACAGGACAGUAACUACCUCUCUCUCUCAGAGUGCUGAGGUUACCACGCUACACACUCUAUCAGCAAAGCUUUCACUUCAAACAGAUUUGUUUUCCUUACCUCUGUGUUUCAGAAAUGCAGGUCUGCUCUGUAAAGUGACUCUAUGAAAAUGGCAUCUGGCAGGAGUAGGGGGGAAGCCUUUCGGGGUCCGUCGUCCCUCUUUGCCGCCACUUUCUCGCUGUGACCCGUGCAGGUUCGUUCUGGGGCCGCGACCGUUCGGGGUGGAUUCGUUACUUCGUGUAUUCUGCGGAACAGCAAACCGUCCCGCGGGCCAAAGGCUGGUGUCGGAGCUGCGGGCUCAGCUUCCUGCGCUGGGAAAUUAGUUACUGAUGCGGAAGGUAAGAGGAGAAUCCAUCUCCCUCCUGCCUCCAAGGGAGCAGGCAGCAGUAAAAAAAAAAAAAAAAAAAAAGCAAUAAAAUAAAAAACAAAACACUUUUAUAUGUUGGUCAUUAGUCAGCAGAUCUGACUCUGCAAAUUUAUAUAUAUAUAUAUAUAUAUAUACACACACACAGAGCAGAUCUCUCAUAUUAAAAGGUGCCAUUUUUUUUUCUAAACAGAGUCCCUUUCCAAACUAGAACAGCACUUUAAAUAGGUUCCUCUUUAAAAAGAAAAAAAAAAAAAAAAAAAAUAAAAAAAAAGAAAAACCCUUUACUGAAGAAAUGCACUUUAAAUCAUAAGACAAGUACGGCUGUCGCUGGCUUUUGACACAGCUGUACAGGUAGGCGGCUUCUUGUCAGCCAGAGCCCCGGAGGGAGCGACGUUGCCAGACCCUUGGCUGCCAAAAAACUACCGCAGCUCUACCUCCCGCUCCCGCAGCCCUCCCGGCCUGGCGCUGCCCCUGCCCACGCUAUGGACAGGAGUUCCCACCGCAACCGCACACCUGGUUGCGGCUCAGCCGUGCUGUAGCACUAACAGGGCUGGCACGCGUCGGCCUGUUAGAAUACUUUUGUAAUCGGUCAAAAAACCCACCCAAAAAACCCUUGCCUGUAAAGAAUAUUUAAACCCCGUUUACAAUAGGUCAGAAGUUACACCCAGUUACAACACAGCAGAUGGCCCAUCUGUGUGCACAGGGCCAGGCUAAGUCGAACGAGCAAAGCCACGACAAAGUUGUUGCUGGGGUUGUGGGUUUUUUUCCAUAACAUGGAUGUGGAGCCCUAGUCAGUUCAGUAUUUUUAAUUUUUUUUUUUUAAAUCCAAGUUUGUCUGUCCCACAUUGAUUCUGCUCUGAGCUGGUUUGCAGAGUAACCAUUUGUAAGAAAAAUUGUGCUGUCACCUUCAACUGUUGAACUAUAAAUCAAACUUUUUAGGACAGGUGUCCUAACACUCAAGACUUACUUUCACAGUUAAGAAAUUUCCUGCUGUACUAAUUAUUACUUUUUUUUUUAAUUAUUAUUUUAAUUUUGGUUGCAAUCCUUAUAUUUCAAGGAAAAAAUAAAAGUCAGUGUUCACACUAGUCUGCAGUAGGUUGAAGUGCGAGCCUGCUGUGUGUAACUUGUGGAUAUCAGACUGUUUUAAACGAUUUUACAAGCUGUUCCCAAGCUGGUUCUCUGCCGUGGCUUUCCUCUUCCUCCUCCAGCAGGAGCUGGCAGACAGAAGCUCCGUGGAGAAGCCACCAGCUCUGUGGCCGAUGGCAUGCGGGGACGGCCGGCGCUGCUGGAGGGGGGCAGGCAAGGGCGGUGAGAGAACCAGCGUUGGGGAAGGGGGAAAUAAAACCAAGGUAGAGGGGACUGUACAAUUGCAUUGAAAGCAGUUUAGUAAAAAAGCGCUCUCGUUGGACAGCUUUAAGAACAAUGUGAAUGAAAACUUAGCAACUUGGGUAGGAAUCUUUGAAAAUUCUAUAAAUGUAUACUUGAAAUUCUGUUUGUAUUAAAAAAAAACCCAACAAAUCGCAUUUUCUUCUUUCUUUUAACACUGUGUAAAAGAACAUUAUGCAUGUGAGUGGUUUGAGAAUUAAAUGGUUUAAUACUCAGA
Messenger RNA from Grus americana (Whooping crane), 17364 nucleotides. RefSeq names its product zinc finger and BTB domain containing 37 (gene ZBTB37). Bases 184 to 1695 code for a protein of 503 amino acids. Lineage: Eukaryota; Metazoa; Chordata; Aves; Gruiformes; Gruidae. The transcript is spliced from 5 exons. Gene Ontology annotation, biological process: regulation of transcription by RNA polymerase II. Gene Ontology annotation, molecular function: RNA polymerase II cis-regulatory region sequence-specific DNA binding; DNA-binding transcription factor activity, RNA polymerase II-specific; protein binding. The record is from RefSeq and is a predicted model, not a curated record.